This is a messenger RNA of Elgaria multicarinata webbii, 4331 nucleotides long. It is a transcript of the gene INVS, whose product is annotated as inversin. The coding region runs from base 154 to 3531 and encodes 1125 amino acids. Gene Ontology annotation, biological process: protein localization to ciliary inversin compartment. The record is from RefSeq and is a predicted model, not a curated record. Gene Ontology annotation, molecular function: protein binding. Lineage: Eukaryota; Metazoa; Chordata; Lepidosauria; Squamata; Anguidae. The transcript has 18 exons. Gene Ontology annotation, cellular component: ciliary inversin compartment.
AUGGAGAGUGGGGGCGGCGGCGGCGGCGGGAAGGUGCCGCCUGAGGCUGUCUGAAGCCCCCGACGAGGGCAGGGCUCCCUUGGGGUCAACUUUAUUUCUGUGAGGGGCGGAGAAGGCGGUCGCGGGCUAACCUCUGAACUUUCAGAGAAGAGUAUGAAUGUUUCCGAGACCUGUUUGUUCAGCGGUUCCUCACUAGCAUCUCAGGUUCAUGCUGCUGCUGUUAAUGGACAUAAGAGUGCUCUUCUAAAGCAAAUAGCAGGUAAUCCUGAUCUGAAAGACAAAGAAGACCAGUUUGGGAGAACUCCACUCAUGUACUGUGUGUUGGCUGAUAGGCUAGACUGUGCUGAGGCUUUGUUGAAGACAGGAACGGAUGUCAAUAAAGUUGAUCAUAGCCAAAGGACAGCUCUCCACCUUGCUGCACAAAAGGGAAACUAUCGCUUUAUGAAACUUCUACUUGCUCGUAGAGCAAACUGGAUGAAGAAAGAUUUGGAAGAAAUUACUCCUUUACACUUAACUACCCGGCACAAGAGUCCAAAGUGUUUAGCUUUGUUGCUAAAAUACAUGGCACCAGGAGAAGUAGAUACACAGGACAAGAAUAAGCAAACUGCUCUUCACUGGAGUGCCUAUUACAAUAACCCAGAGCAUGUGAAACUUCUAAUCAAACAUGACUCUAAUAUUGGAAUCCCAGAUAUUGAAGGCAAAAUUCCACUACAUUGGGCAGCUAACCACAAGGAUCCCAGUGCAAUACAUACCGUCAAAUGCAUUUUGGAUGCUGCUCCAACUGAAUCUCUGUUGAACUGGCAAGAUUAUGAAGGACGAACUCCCCUCCACUUUGCAGUCGCUGAUGGGAACGUGGCUGUUGUUGAUCUGUUGACGUCCUACGAAGGUUGCAAUGUGACUUCUUAUGAUAAUUUGUUUCGCACUCCUCUUCACUGGGCAGCUUUACUGGGACAUGCACAGAUCGUCUAUCUUCUUUUAGAAAGAAACAAAAUUAGGACCAUCCCGUCUGACAGCCAAGGGGCAACACCUUUACAUUACGCAGCACAGAGCAACUUUGCUGAAACAGUGGAAGCAUUUUUGAAACACCCUUCUGUGAAAGAUGACUCAGAUCUCGAAGGAAGAACAUCUUUUAUGUGGGCUGCUGGAAAAGGCAGUGACGAUGUCAUUCAGACAAUGCUGAAUUUGAAAUUGGACAUUGAUAUCAACAUGGCAGACAAAUAUGGUGGCACAGCAUUACAUGCUGCUGCCCUUUCUGGCCAUGUCAGCACCGUGCAAUUGCUGCUAAAACAUGAGGCCCAGGUAGAUGCUACUGACGUCAUGAAACACACUCCCCUUUUCCGUGCCUGUGAGAUGGGACAUAAAGAAGUGAUACAGACUCUCAUUAAAGGAGGAGCAAGAGUGGAUUUGGUGGACCAAGAUGGUCACUCGCCCUUACACUGGGCAGCUCUGGGAGGAAACCCAGAUGUUUGCCAGAUAUUGAUAGAAAAUAAAAUCAAUCCCAACGUGCAGGAUUAUGCAGGUAGAACUCCACUGCAGUGUGCUGCCUACGGGGGCUACAUUAAUUGCAUGGUGGUGUUAUUGGAGAAUAAUGCAGAUCCAAAUAUUCAAGAUAAAGAGGGAAGGACAGCAUUACAUUGGUUAUGUAACAACGGCUACCUUGAUGCUAUAAAGUUGUUGCUGGGAUUUGGUGCAUUUCCUAAUCAUAUGGAGAACAAUGAAGAAAGAUAUACUCCACUUGAUUAUGCCUUGCUUGGAGCUCACCACGAAGUAAUUCAAUUCAUGUUGGAGCACAGUGCGUUAUCCAUAGCUGCCAUACAGGACAUUGCAGCCAUCAAAAUACAGGCAGUCUAUAAAGGAUACAAAGUUAGAAAAGCUUUUCAAGAUAGGAAAAAUCUUCUAAUGAAACAUGAACAGCUGAGGAAAGAUGCUGCUGCCAAAAAACGUGAGGAAGAAAAUAGAAGGAAAGCCACAGAGCUGCAGAAAGAACUGCAGAAUUCCAAGAGCAACAAGGUCCAAUUGCAGCAGGAGGAUCUUUCAGAAACGGAGAGGAGUCACACGAGUCUUCACACUGCACAGUGCCCUAUUCAGCAUGGAAACAGGCCUCCCUCUGGCAACGGGUCUCAAAAACAACCGGGCAAAAGCAAGAGAAGCUCAGCCACUGUCUUACCAAACAAAGUGGCUGUCAAGAACAAAUGCCAUUCCACGGAGCUGCUUGGUGAUGAUCACGGAAGAAAAUCAGAGGUCACCAGGGCAAACAGCAAAAGCAAGUCUGCCGGUGUCCCUCUCCAUUCCAGGAAGGACAAUGAUGGGUCUAGGCAUGAGGUUGAAGCAAAGCAUCAAACUAUAUCUGCUACCUCAGGCAGGGGUGGUAAAAAACACAAGGAGCCUACUGCAAGAACAAAUGGCGCCUUUAAGCAUGCCAGGAAAAGGCACGAUUCCAACAGUAAAGCUGCCAGCUCCGGGGGGAAAUCAGAAAAUCUAAGUCAGUCAAUAAACAAUGAUAUGGACCAUUGUGAAAAAAUAGCAGCUUGUAUUCAGAAAAGUAACUGCACUAAUGGAAGCACGAGGAAUUCAAAACAGUGUGAAAUGGCACUUAAAGGCAGCCCGCAGCAGCUGAAAGCAAGAAGCAAAGAGUUAAACAACGAGAGAUGGUCCCCAGCUGGCUCCAGCAGGCCUGGCAGUGCCAAAGUGGCAAGUAUGAACAACACACUUGCUGCUGUUCCACAGACUAACAAGGUGACAAGUCACAAGGCCUGUCCUUUGCUGGCCAACAAUGCAAGGACUAUGAGGCUGAUGCCCAGCAGAACGGUAACAGACCGUGGCCCUCUAGACAGUGCAAAACUGGAGAGGCAAGCUCUAGUGUCAUCCAGGAAUUCUGAGGAUCAGUCAUGCUUUGUUCAGCGCAAGAGCGGAAAUAUUGAACCCAUCCCAUUAGGAAUCCGGAUGCAGAUAAUAGAGAAGGAAAGGGCAAGGAAAGAGCUCUUCCGGAAGAAGAACUGUGCUGCAUACAUUAUUCAGAGGGCUUGGAGAAGGUACCAGUUAAGAAGUCACUUCCUUCAGCUUUUCAGUGUUAAGCAACAAUGCGAGGAAGAUAAAUGGCGAAAAGAAAUAGCUGCCUUUUGCAUCCAGGUCACUUGGAACAAGCAGUUGGACCGAACCCCUUUGAAAACCGUUCCCUCCAGCAAAAAUAUAAAGUCCAUGAACAAAAGCAACUCAGGUCUAAACUCCACACAAAAGCCAUCCACCCUGAAGCAGAUAUAUGGACGCUCUCAAGAGGGAAGAGUGAUGCAUCCAGUGAGACCUCCGUCUUCAAAAUACAAAGUUUGUGAACUACAGAUGCUAUCAGCACCUGAAUACUCAGUGAAAGAAAACAGAGAUACUUGUGCCAAAGGAGCAGCAAGUGGAUUGCAGUACCUUUGCUUGCUGGAGAAGACAGGGAAAUUUAAACAGUUUUCAUACAAUAUGAAACCUACCACAACUGUCAAAACAAAGCAAACGAAGUCAAGGCAUGAAAACAAGAAUGAGCUAUAGCAUUAGAGGAGAACCUAUUACUUUCAUAUGGACACUUUAAUAGUUUUUAUCAAUUUAUUCACUUAUGUGGUCUUAAAACAGUUCCAAGGUACUGAGACUUUCAUAUCCACCAAAACCAGUAAUGGAAAUCCAUGAAAAUGUACUGUGUUGGGAGACAGUUUACUGGCAACAGCUAGAAUGCCUUUUUCGUAUCAGGCUGACUGAAGAAUGCUAUCCUGUGCCUUCCUCACUUGCCACUUCCAAGAUAAGCAAAUCUGAACCAAAGGUACUAACAAAUGUAUUUAACAAAGGAAGUUGCCUUAUUCUGUCAAACCAUUUCUUUAUCUAACCCAGCACUAUCUACUUUGACUGGCAGUUCUCCAAAAUGUCAGCCAAGUUCCCCAGCCUUACCUUAUGUAAGUGCCUUGCUCUUGCACCAGUGUCUAUACAUGAGCCAAGGAUGGUAAAAUUUCAGCUUAAUGGUAAGAAACAAUUGUUAACACAAUCCUCUCUUUUACACACAAGACAAUCAUAUACAUUUUUAAACAACAAAUUUCAGGGGUAAUGAGUUAUAACACUGUGUUUAAGGUGCAUUUUUUUCACCCUCAGACAUAUUGUUGCUUUAUCGUCUCCGUAUUCACAUAUACAGGUUCUUUGCCCAUACAAUACGAUCCAAAAGGAGAGGCGGGUAAGAAAUAAAUGUAUUAUUAAUUAUUAUUAUGGGGUUUUCUUUUAUUGCUCUGGAAUCUGUGUUAGAUAAUUGAGCUGUAUGUAAAUAUUGAUGAUGAUAAUAAUAAAGCUACCUUCAGGAACAUUCCAAA